Messenger RNA from Hypomesus transpacificus, 399 nucleotides. RefSeq names its product transmembrane protein 238-like. Lineage: Eukaryota; Metazoa; Chordata; Actinopteri; Osmeriformes; Osmeridae. The transcript has a single exon. The record is from RefSeq and is a predicted model, not a curated record. Bases 73 to 399 code for a protein of 108 amino acids.
UUGUUCCUUCCUGUCACCCACUCUUCUCCACCUCCUUCCUCCUCCUUCAACCCGGGUCAGAUAUAACACACCAUGUCCCACCAGCGCGACGGACUGUCCAACUGUAAACUGGCACUGGUGUUCGCAGUGCUGAUGGACCUGUGCGGAGUCGUCGUGCUGUUACUGGGUGUGUUUGCCCCGUUAGAGAUCAAGGGACAGGACUUUGGGGACCUGCUUGUGUACUCUGGGGCCCUGCUGGUACUGAUGUCUAUGGGGGGAUGGGUCAUCUGGUACAGUGGGAACAUCGAGGGCCUGACCUCCAAGACUGAGUGGAGUGGAGGCAUGGGGGGAGCCAUGGACAGAUUUGCCCGCAGAGUGAGCCGUAAGAUACGGGUACCCAGGUCACACAGCGUGGCCUGA